AUGAAGAUGAUGAUCUCGUCGUGCUCGGGGCGACCUCCUCUGGUCCUGAUCGCCCUGUUGCUGGUGGCGCUGGCGGCGUUGCGGGUGGGGGCGGGGCUUGUGGAUCAGGAGCAGCAGGUAGAUCCGACAUGGAUCUGGCGCGAGGCUGGUUCUGGUCCGGCAGCUACACCCGUGAAUGUGUUUACGUACUUUCGUACCACCUUUGCCACUCCUGCCGCAGGUGCUGACUUGACGCUGAUGAUCCGCUCACCUCUCAACUGUGUUGCAUUACCCGAAGAGGGCCUCGAGCUCUGGGUGGCGGCAGAUAGUCAAGCCGCUGUUUUGAUCAACGGUGCCGUCGUCGCUCGCAAAGUGACUCGCUACCAGGAAACCAGCAUUACUUGGGACCGGUAUCCAGUUCCCUCGGCAGCGCUCAACGCGACCCCCGGUGCCACGAACGCCCUUGUUGUGCGCCAUCAUAACUGGGGAGACAUCACCUGCUUCCAGCGCACCGGCCAGGUGCAAGCCGGUCUCAUUGUUAACUCUAAUUUUGGCGUGGUCUCAGACACGACCCACUGGCGCUGGCUGGCGACUUGCUCGGAACGCCAGAACCGCCUUCUAAUCUGCUUCCGGCCCAAUCACCAGGCGCCCGAGUUUCUUGUGCAUGAUACCCAAGUUGUGGGUAUCGCCGGAGGCGCCCAUCGCAUCCGCUUUCCGCAGGUGACCAACAUGAGUGCUGCUGAUCCCGCCAUCUUCAUGCCCGCCUACGACGAUGCAGCCUGGGCCAGUCCAAUGGCUAUAACCUCCAGCGCACCGUGGCCUGCCUUGUCCCAGCUCAAUGUAUCUGAGACCACGGCGGCCGGACAGUUGCAGUCUGGUGUUGUGACUGCACCACAGUCCCUGCUGGCAGCGGGCCGGCUCAACUUUGUGCCCGUGAAUGCCUCCGCCGCUUCCAUUCAGUCCGAUAUGAUGACGCGUGACUACCAGAAGAAUAACACGCAGACUGCCACACUGAGCAGUGCUUUGGCUGCGGGACAGCCCUUUGUGAUCGAAUCGACCACCGGUGGCGAGGAUUUUUACCUGACCUUUGACUUUGCAUGGCCCAUGCACGGCUAUCCGCAAAUUAUGUUUGCAGACGGGACGACCGCAGGCGUCGUGAUUGACCUGGGGUACUGCGAAAAGGCACUCGAUCUCUACUCGGGAUCGGCCUACGUCAAUGCUUCGGGGGCCAUCAACCCACAAGGCACUGUGGGGUAUUACUAUGCCGACCGCGUUGUCACAGCGGCCUCAGGAGAGCAACUGUACGAAGUCCCCGACGAACGUACCCUGCGCUGGUUGACACUUCAUGUCCGCUUCCCGCCUCAACAACCGGGCAAAGUGGUCAUGCACAGCGUGCGAGUGCAAUCCUGGAUCUUUCUGGGCGGGCUAACAACCGCCUAUUUCACAUCCAGCAACCCGGUUCUCAACGCUGUCGUCAACCUGAGCAUGGCCUUUAUCCAGAUGGGCAUGUCUGAUACGUUUGUCGACACACCCGGCCGUGAGGAUGGCCAAUGGAUUGAGGAUGCUCGACCGCGGGGUCUGAUUGCCGCCACUUGGUUCAACGACUCAUCGUUGCGCCAGGUACUCAUUCGACACCAGGCCGAAGCCCAGCGUCCUGACGGAAGCAUGCACCCGUUCCCACCGUCCAACUUUCCAGCAUCCGCCUCGGCGGACUGCUGCAUGAAUGAUAUUCGCGUCACGCCUGGCUGUCCAAGCAAGGCGGCCGCCUGUGCCAGCGGGAUCGUCACGCCAUGGAUCAUUGAGCGUCUCCGCUUCAGUGCCGUUAUGGCGAGCGCCGUGCAACAAACAACAGUUGCCGCCCAGUGGACCGCAGCAGCGGAUCGCAUGCAGACUGCAUUUUUGCAGCACUUUGUCACCCAUGACAACGCCACUGGCCAAGCAUGGAUUGGCGCCAUGGCAUGGCUGGACGGGAUCACCCAGCAGUGGACGCCCUUUGGUCGCCUUCAAGCAGCUCAUACGGUCGCCAUCUUUACCGAUCUCUUACCACCCAGUACACAGGCAGCCAUGAUGGCCUAUGUUUUUCCCAGUCCGGAUGGAACGCCGCCCGCGGAGGUGCAGCGCUGGAACAACCCGACGUUUCUGCGGCGCAGCCUAAAAGCCCUUAGCCACGUCAACAGGACGGCCACCGCUCUCCAGCAUCUCAUUGAGCGUUUUUCGCAGUACCUGCCCGGAAAUGACGCCAACCCCGUGCCUUCAGAUUUGCAAGGCCCGCAUGGCGGCCCACUUCCGGAGUACUGGCUAAGCCGUGUGGACAGCCACACGGCACCGGGAGCCACGGAUGGUGCACAACCUGUGGACGGAACUGGGUCGCAUGGCUGGACGGGCGUUGCGUUGGAGUGGAUCCAUGCUUAUGUUCUUGGUGUGCGCGAACGCUGGUUCAAGGACGUUGUGGUCAAUCCCGAGGAUGGCGGCGAGCUGUCCUCCUUUGCGGGGCGAACGUUUACCUCGUGGGGUGCAGUCGAGCUGACCUGGGCCGUCAACAACACGAUAGGCGCGCUGACGGUCGAACUGCCCGCCGGUCCCAAUGUAACCGUAAGCUUACCCUCAAGUUGCCCAACGCGCAACGUGCGAGUGGUGCAGCAGCCCGCGCAGGGCACGGUGUUUGAGCCAUUCGUGAACGGCUCGGGGGCUGUACUGACGGGUGCCGGGACUUGGAUGUUUGUCUGCAGCUAG
Molecule: messenger RNA, 2712 nt
Organism: Monosiga brevicollis MX1
Lineage: Eukaryota; Choanoflagellata; Craspedida; Salpingoecidae
Exons: 10
Coding region: 1-2712 (903 amino acids)
Biological process (GO): carbohydrate metabolic process
Source: RefSeq, a predicted model, not a curated record